Molecule: messenger RNA, 183 nt
Organism: Symbiodinium necroappetens
Lineage: Eukaryota; Dinophyceae; Suessiales; Symbiodiniaceae
Source: the annotation of a GenBank genome assembly
AUGCAAUAUCGUGAGUCCCUCCGAGAUGGUGCUGGUCCGAGAGCAGCAGAGACCUACGCUCAGAGGGUGGUCGAGGUCUUCACCACGACUUUGGCACGCUCCGGCCUCCCGUCAGUACUGGAGAGUUCGGUCGGCAAUUGGGAUGUUCUUCCGGAUAUUUCCGGAAUGCACACCGAAGUGCGU